Messenger RNA from Oryza brachyantha (malo sina), 1548 nucleotides. RefSeq names its product cardiolipin synthase (CMP-forming), mitochondrial. The record is from RefSeq and is a predicted model, not a curated record. Gene Ontology annotation, biological process: glycerophospholipid biosynthetic process. Lineage: Eukaryota; Viridiplantae; Streptophyta; Magnoliopsida; Poales; Poaceae. Gene Ontology annotation, cellular component: chloroplast envelope; membrane. Gene Ontology annotation, molecular function: CDP-diacylglycerol-glycerol-3-phosphate 3-phosphatidyltransferase activity. The coding region runs from base 126 to 1109 and encodes 327 amino acids. The transcript has 7 exons.
CGCGUGCGAGCGAGCGAGUGCGCGAGCGUCUCCCCCAUCCUCCCUCCCGCUCUACGGCGUAGACGCGACCUUUCCCCUCCGCCCCAACAAGAGGGAAUCAAUCAAUCAAUCCGCGGCCCCGACCCAUGCCCCCAUCCGUCGCCACCCACGCAUCCCUCCUCCUCAAAGCCGCCGCCGCAGCCGCGCCCGCGCACCUCCACCCCAAGCCCUUCUUCUCCCCACGCGCGGCGCGGAUCCCCUCCCCACCCGCGGGCAGCGGCCGCUACCUGCCGGCGACGGCGACGGCGACGACGGCGGGGGGCAGCGCCACCGCCGCGUGCCGCUGGUUCCGGUGGCCCCCGCCCGCGCCGGCGCCCGCGAGGGGGCUGUGCUCCUUGCCGCAUUCUGGCGUUGGGGGUGGUGGUGGUGGUGGUGGUGAGGGUAUGGGAUCUGAUGGGGUCGGGAGGAGGAGGCGGGUGGUGGCGCCAGCGGUGAACGGGGUGGCGAAGGACGGGGCGCCACAGCCGCCGCCGCCCAGGCUGCUCACGCUGCCCACCGUGCUCACCAUUGGCCGGGUCGCCGCCGUGCCUCUCCUGAUAAGCACUUUCUACAUGGAGGGGCCUUGGGCAGCAACUGCGACAACUGGCAUCUUCCUUGCUGCUGCAGUCACUGAUUGGCUAGAUGGUUAUAUUGCGAGAAAGAUGCAGUUAGGAACACCUUUUGGUGCAUUUCUUGAUCCUGUGGCUGACAAGCUUAUGGUAGCUGCAACAUUAGUGUUGCUGUGCACCAAACCUUUGGAAAUUUCACUGCUCAGAUAUGGUCCAUGGCUUCUAACGGUGCCUGCCAUUGCCAUUAUUGGGAGAGAGAUCACAAUGUCAGCUGUGAGGGAGUGGGCUGCGUCUCAGAAUACUAAAGUUCUUGAGGCUGUGGCAGUUAACAAGUUAGGAAAGUGGAAGACCGCAACACAGAUGACAGCAUUGACUCUCCUCCUUGCAAGCAGAGACCCAAGUCUUCCUGCACAAGAUGCUCUAGUUACUUCUGGCGUCGCAUUGCUUUAUGUUUCAGCUGGGCUUGCCAUAUGGUCCCUAGUGGUGUACAUGAGAAAGAUAUGGCGGAUACUUCUAAAAUAGCCGUAGCACAUAGUGUAAUAGAAGGAACAGGAGCAAGCCAGCAAGCUGAUAUUACAUCUCAAGAGCAUACAAUUUUUGAACUGCGGAGUUGAUUGAUGGACCUAGAAUUGGUUGAGAUCCUCAGCUACUUGAGCAUUAUUUCAGUUUGGUGGAUUAGCCGCUGAAUUGCUGUGCAUGCGAGGAUCUCGGUAGAAACAAAAUCAUAGCGAAUAGUAUGUUGCCGGGGCGAUUACUUCUUCGAAAGCUAUUUCGGACACUGGGUGUAAUGAUCUGCAAAACUGGAAGAUGCAGAAGAUUGUAACCGUAUACGAAUACAAAACCAUGAGGUUUAUGUGUGUGCGCCUGUGGACUGUGGAGCUCCUACAGUUGCUACCAUUGUAAUCUACCCAUAUGAUAUGUCAGGAGCAAAAAAAUAUUCUUUGGAUAAGUGUUCUAGUUG